Molecule: messenger RNA, 3201 nt
Organism: Papilio polytes (common Mormon)
Lineage: Eukaryota; Metazoa; Arthropoda; Insecta; Lepidoptera; Papilionidae
Gene: ZnT77C
Product: zinc transporter 1
Exons: 8
Coding region: 185-1264 (359 amino acids)
Biological process (GO): detoxification of zinc ion; intracellular zinc ion homeostasis; zinc ion transmembrane transport
Cellular component (GO): membrane
Molecular function (GO): zinc ion transmembrane transporter activity
Source: RefSeq, a predicted model, not a curated record
CAAGCGUCAGUCGACAAUCGGUGCGGGUCGCGACUUGCGGCGCGGGCGCAGUGCUUCUGUACCACGUUAACAAAAAUAUAAACAAUAUUAUACAACUGCUAUGUACCUGGUGUUUACUAAACAGUGUUGUGACAAGGAUUGCUUUUAUUUAACCUGUAAACCGGUGACUAAUUAACUAUUCGAGAUGGCGAUGAAAGAGUGGCUGCAGUGGCUGCCGCCGCCGCGGUCGUUGCUGGCGCUGCUGCUAGCUGUAACCGGCUUUAGCAGCAGACUGUUCGCCUCCUACGUCACACACUCACCGACCCUGCUUGUCGACACUUGCCAUUCGCUCUGCAGACUCUUCGGACUUAUCACAACACUGCUUGCAUAUAAGUACGAGCGAGCUGACGAAGGCGCGGGACGCGAGGGCCGAUUGAGGAAUACGUUUGGAUGGGCGCGUAUCGAGGUAGUCGGUAGGCUAUCUGUACACGUGCUGUUUGCGUCAUUCGCGUUCUCCCUGGUGGUCAACGCGCUACAGCUCGGCGUACACUCAUCCCACGUGCAGCCACCACGCUACCCCAAAGUCAUCAUCGGCAGCGCUGUCCUCGGUCUUCUGCUGUAUACUAUCAACUACAUGUUACUGGCUGGACGGGAGCUAAGCUAUAGUCGCCGGCUGAGCAUGACAGAGGGCGGCGGAGUGGUGUUGAAAACGGGGUCGGCAGAGCCCGUGCUGGCCCACGCACCUAUCGACAUCGUCAGUAGCCUGUUCGCGAUCGGCGCCGGCCUGACAACGGAAUGGGAGCCUGAGAUGGCGAGCAUAGCAGAUCCCGCGCUGUCGGCGUGCGCCGCGAUAGUUCUCGUUAUAUUCAACUAUCCAUUCAUGCGUUCCGCGGGCCUGGUGCUGCUGCAGACGGUGCCAGAGGGUUUGGGCGCAUGUGAACUGCGAGCAGCGGCGCUACGUGUCCCCGGAGUGCUUGCUAUACACGAGCUGCACGUGUGGCAGCUGCACCGCGACAAGAUCGUCGCCACCGCACAUAUAUCUUACAGUUCACAUGAGGACUAUUUGCGUAACUCUGAACUAGUCUGCGACGUGUUCAAAAAACACGGGAUCGGCCUAGUAACUCUACAGCCGGAAUUUACUCUAACUUCAAUCAGUGGUACUGAGGAAGAGCAAAAGGCGUUAGUGGAAUUUGCCAACACAGCGUGCUCCUGUCCUUGUGCAAAAGAGUGCACGGCGCCACGAUGUUGUGCUUCCCCCCUCAAGCCAGUCAUUACACGCAUUUAAUGGCACAAAAUAAAGUGAUUUCUUUACAAUUUAUGACACAAAAGUGAGUUAAUAUGUGAAAGUGACAAGCACUUUAAGGGGUACUAUUAUGCAUUUCUAAAUUAAUUUUAAAUUUAAAACAUAGGUUAAGUUUUAGUCCAACCAAAGAACUUACACAGUAGGAGUGAAUACUAUUCGAGCUAAUAUUAUACCCAAGCUCUGUGAGUCAGUGAAAGUGAAUAAAAAAUCAAGAAUACCGUGGCAUUGCCGCGCUGUCACUAAACGUCAACAAGAUUAUAGUCUAUGACAGAGGUCGGCAACCUUUCUCGAGUUUGCAUCAAUUUCUCGAUGUGAUAAAUAAUUUGUUAUGAGUAGACUUUUAGAAGCCUUAGUAAUAUGUAUUAAAAUGUAUAUUUCAAGAAUUUGUGUAUAAACAUAGAAUGAUGUUAAGUAACUGCAGAUAAUUUUGAUUACUGUAACGAACUUUGAAACAUUUAGAGAUGCUACAAAACCGCAGAUUACCAACAACUGGCCUAAGACCAGUUGUGAAUUGGAAGCGAGUUAAUUAUCUGUCAGUUAUUGACAAAGUCUAAUUUAAUGGACAGCAGAAGCCGACGUUCGAGCUCGUGGCAAAUAACAUUUUUUUGUAAAAAAACAUACAGACGAAUUGAGUACCUCCUUCUUUUGGGAAGUCGGUCAAAAAUAGAGUCUACACUAGAAAAUACGAAAUGAAACCACAAUUUUCGGAAAAAAGGAGUUUAUUUACAUUCUUAAAACUAGUAAUUUAAAGAAUGAAUAAACACUUCAUGAGUUUAAACAGUUCUAUUCCUAAUUGAACUGCUAAAUAUUUAACCGAUCACAGUUAUAGCUUCAUUUGAGUGCCAAUUUUACUCCGGCUUUAUUUAACUACUAUUUAUCUAAUAUGUAAUGUCUUUAUAUGAAUAUCAAGCUUUUAUACUACGCUAUUUUAUAAAACACAGAUAUAUUUGUUAGUAGACAGUACUAAAAUGUUUAAUAUAAGAGAAAGUACAAACUUAAAACUACAACUAAAAGUACUUCCCUGUUAAAAUUACUUCAAAUACCUAAAUUUGUUUGUAUCGUUAAAUAUUUAUUUGUUAAAAUAAUACGACUAUAAAAGAUCAAUGUAGUUAACAUUCAUCAUUUAUUAUUGUGUGUAAUUUUAACAGACAUUACAAUGAAAGUUUGAAAAUAUUUAGAGGUUAUGUGUUAUAUUAUCUUAAUCUUGCCAUAUACUUAUGUAUGUAACCCAUUCGAAACAUUUAAAUAUAUAUUUUGUCCUUACUUUUCCUAGUGAGAGAGUGUAACAGAGAUAGCUUGAUUUUGUGAAUGUUUCGACAAUGACAACUUAAGAAGACGCUACCGUCAGAAAGUAAUGUAAUAUGUACCUAAGUAAUAAUAUGUGUUUUUUAAGGUACGCAGGAUAGCGUUAUUUCCCAUUUGCAGUGAAACUUGUAAUACAUAUCUCUAUUAUGUCAGAUAAUGUUAGAGUAGGCAGUAUAGUCUAACAAGGAUAUUUGGCCCGGUGAGAGAAGUGCUGUUGCAGCAACAAAGAAAUAUGUACGUAUGAAAUUUACACGGACUGUACUUCCGUUAGUGAAUGGCAAGGUAGAGCGACCGCUUAGGUCGCCGCACAUAAAGAGGGCGCUAGUGAGCUGACAUAAUUUAGUUUGACAUAUGCCCAAUGGGUCAAAUAGCCUUGUCGGUCUAUGUAUUGUACUAAAUAUGACAGUGAAAAGCCACAUUAAAGUGUUAAUAUUAAUAAGACUGUGAUGUUCCUAGCAGGCAGUAUUAAAAUUGCUUGUUAAAAACUUGUUAACGUGUUCAAGUAUUUUAUAAUCGUCUUAAUAUCAUGUGUUGACGAAUUAUUAAUUAAUAAUCUAUGUACAAAGCUUUGUUGAAGUUUGUUUUCGAUUUAAAAAUUAAAAAUAUUUUAACUA